Molecule: messenger RNA, 384 nt
Organism: Opisthorchis viverrini
Lineage: Eukaryota; Metazoa; Platyhelminthes; Trematoda; Opisthorchiida; Opisthorchiidae
Exons: 1
Coding region: 1-384 (127 amino acids)
Source: RefSeq, a predicted model, not a curated record
AUGCUAUUACAGACAAGACCUCAGUUCCGAAAGGCAUUGGCCAACGCGUCUAUUUUCUAUCAACGUAUCGUAGUGAGCUUCAACGCGUUGGAAGAAACAGCUGGGGUAGCAACAAGACCUUUCUAUGGGAGGAACUUCUUUCCGACUGCUCGCAUGAAGGACCAGUUUUGCCACUUCUCUCCGUUCUCAUACAAAAAGGACAAUCUCAAUGAAAAAAGGGUAAAAUGUGUGGAACAUAUCAAAUCAAGGCCGGUGGUCAAUUUCUCCCGUUACGCGUAUGUUUUUCUCACCCAGCCAUUAAAACACCAACCUUUGGCUAGUCCACAAACCAGUGGAUAUCCUUUUCCACGCGAUUUGUUUUAUGUUGAUUUCGCAAACGUUUGA